This is a messenger RNA of Tyto alba (common barn owl), 3830 nucleotides long. It is a transcript of the gene SLC13A4, whose product is annotated as solute carrier family 13 member 4. The transcript is spliced from 16 exons. The coding region runs from base 527 to 2425 and encodes 632 amino acids. The record is from RefSeq and is a predicted model, not a curated record. Gene Ontology annotation, cellular component: membrane. Gene Ontology annotation, biological process: monoatomic anion transmembrane transport. Lineage: Eukaryota; Metazoa; Chordata; Aves; Strigiformes; Tytonidae. Gene Ontology annotation, molecular function: transmembrane transporter activity.
UGUAGGUUUUAAUAAUUUUCCAGCAGGACAGAAACCUGCAUUUGAGACAUUCAGACUAUCAAACAGGAGGAAAAGCAUCAGCCCAAAACAUAUCUCGCCUGGUUUAUGAAAACAAGAAUUACAUUGCUAGAUGAUGGAAGAAAAAAACUUUCCAAAACAUGGGGAUGAAGAUGCAACACGCCUACACCUGUGAUUCUGAAAUUAAAAGAAAAAUUGUCAAAAGAUCACUAUGCUUCAACUUGUAAAUCUCUGCAUGUUAUGGUGUGAUAAUAAUUUGGAUGUGCUGGUGAGCCCUACCUAAACUGAAAGUCUUUUUAAUUGAAAAAUCUUUUCAGAACAACAGAUUGAAGAAUAAAUAAAUUAAGAAAGCUCUUUUAGGUGACUGGGUGGGGAUAGGAAAUGAGGCAGUGAGAGACCUUUUGUGAAAAUCCAGACACAGCUGAAGGAAAACGUGGAGUGAAAGUUGGAACAUCUGAGGCUGGGGAAGAAACCCAAGAAGAAAAAAGCCACCAGAAAGUAAAAGAGUAUGGCAGUGAUGAAGGAGAUUCUCCGAUCCAGAACCCUCUUGCUUGUCAUUCUCAUUCCACUGCUGCUGCUUCCUCUGCCACUUUUAUACCCCAGCAGUGAAGCCUCAUGUGCCUACGUGCUGAUCGUGACGGCUGUAUACUGGGUUUCUGAAGCGGUACCUCUUGGUGCAGCAGCCUUAGUUCCUGCUUUCCUAUACCCACUUUUUGGAGUCAUGAAGUCCAGUGAGGUGGCUGCUGAAUAUUUCAAGAACACAACUUUGCUCCUCAUGGGUGUGAUUUGUGUGGCAGCUUCUGUAGAAAAGUGGAAUCUCCACAAGCGGAUCGCCCUGCGUAUGGUCAUGAUGGCUGGAGCAAAGCCAGGCAUGUUGCUUCUUUGCUUUAUGUGUUGCACCACGGUGCUCUCCAUGUGGCUUUCCAACACAUCCACCACAGCCAUGGUGAUGCCAAUCGUGGAGGCAGUGCUCCAGGAGUUAGUGAAUGCUGAGGAGGAGCACGAGGUCAUCAGUACUGCAGGAAGCACCAUUACUGAAGAAAAGGAGCCAAUAGGUCUCAGCGAAAAGCACGGCCAACCUUCACUGGAGCUUAUCUUCAUCAAUGAGGAUGCUACUACUACUGACUUCAGCUCCUUGAUGCACUCAAAGAGUAUGAAUGGUGUGCAUGUGAUAGCCAACCCUAUUGGAACGAUGAAUUCUAAGAGCAAUGGGCAGCACCUACCUCAGGCUCAGAUACUGGUCCUGCCUCCUAAGCCUGCAGAGCUGGGCCUGAGCACUAAGUACCGGUAUCAGACCAGACAUGACUACAUGGUCUGUAAAUGCCUCUCACUGAGCAUCUCCUACGCAGCAACCAUUGGAGGACUGACAACCAUCAUAGGGACCUCCACUAGCCUCAUAUUCUUCGAGCACUUCAACAACCACUACCCAAAUGCUGAAGUGGUGAAUUUUGGAACCUGGUUUUUGUUCAGUUUCCCCAUCUCCCUCAUCAUGUUGGUCUUGACUUGGUUCUGGAUGCACUGGCUGUUCUUGGGUUGCAAUUUUAAAGAGACCUGUUCUGUGAGCAAGAAGAAGAAGACCAAACGGGAAGAAAUGUCAGAGAGAAGAAUUCAAGAAGAAUAUAAGAAACUGGGAAACGUUAGCUACCCUGAGAUGGUGACUGGAUUUUUCUUCAUUCUGAUGACCUUGCUUUGGUUUACUCGUGAACCCGGCUUUGUGCCCGGAUGGUCAUCUUUUUUUGAGAAGAAAGGCUACCGGACUGAUGCCACUGUCUCCGUAUUUCUUGGGUUUCUCCUUUUCCUGAUUCCAGCAAAAAAGCCAUGUUUUGGCAAAAGGGAAAAAGAUGGUGAGAAGUCAACAGACAUUAACACACUAGAUCCCAUCAUUACCUGGAAGGACUUCCAGAAGACCAUGCCCUGGGAGAUUGUUGUGUUGGUUGGAGGAGGUUAUGCCUUAGCAGCUGGAUGCAAGACCUCUGGUCUCUCUACAUGGAUUGGACACCAAAUGCUCUCCCUGAGCAGCCUUCCCUACUGGGCUGUAACUUUGCUGGCUUGCAUUUUAGUGUCCCUGGUAACAGAGUUUGUUAGUAAUCCAGCAACCAUAACCAUCUUUCUGCCUAUUUUAUGCAGCAUGUCAGAAACCCUGCUUAUCAACCCUUUAUACACCCUGAUUCCUGUCACCAUGUGCAUCUCAUUUGCGGUGAUGCUGCCUGUGGGUAAUCCUCCAAAUGCCAUUGUCUUCAGUUAUGGGCACUGCCAGAUUAAAGACAUGGUGAAAGCUGGCCUGGGUGUAAAUCUGAUUGGCCUGGCUGUUGUCAUGGUGGCAAUCAACACUUGGGGAAUUAGACUCUUCCAGCUGAAUACUUUUCCAGAAUGGGCAGCAGUCAGCAAUGCCACUAGCCAAACAUAAGCACCGAUGAAAAAAAUAGAAGGAAAAAAAAAAAAAAGGAAAAAAAAAAAAAAAAAAAAAAGCAAGCAAAAAAGAAGAAAUAAAAGAAAGAAAAAAGUAGAAGACCAAAGCGAGUUAGGACAAAAUAUUAAACCUACAGUGCACAUAUGAAAGAAAGGAGAAAACGUGUGUAUACAUAGAACCAGGAUCCAUAGCAAAACCAUGAAGAAAAUCCACAGGGAGGUCUUCUGCAUAAGCUUCUCAGUUCUGAAAAUCAGCGUGGGUUAAAAGAGCAGAUAAGUUUUGCUCUAUUGUUGCUUUCCCUGUGAUACCAUAACUCUGAAAAAACCUCUCCUCCAAAUUCUCUGUCUAUGGCUUUUUCAUGCCCUAGAACAAUUAUGGAGGAAAAUGGGAUAUAGUUCUCCAACGCCAGAAGACAAGUACACAUACACUGCUGUACUCACUAGUAGGAUAUUCAGCCCUACCAUUGGCUUCUACAGUGAAUGAAGGGUGAGUCUUAUUCCUAAACCUUGAGUUUUACAAGCCUACUUCUUUUCAAGGCAAAUUGUUAUUCUUCUUUUGAGGUGACUCAUCCCUGUGUUGGAAAAAAACACUUUCCCACCCAACCUAUAUGGCCUGGACAGAAAUACAGCUACCAACUACAGCACUUCAAAGGGAUAACAGAAACCACCAAACAGACAGGAAGGAGAAGCCUCCUGGGAAUGAGAAUAUUUGGGUUUUUUUUUUUCCACAGCACUAGCAUGAAGUUUCCAAUAUUGCAGUACUUGCAAUCUCUGGUUUGGAAGGUCGAGUUUCAGAAACAGAUAAAAAGAUUUUGUUCAAUACCUUCUUUCCUUAUCACUGUACUGCAGUGGGAGCUUUUUUAGCAGGGGAAGCUGUGCCCAGCAAAACCUUACCAGGCCAACAGACCUAUUGCUCUCCUCUCUCUUUGGCUGCUGUUUAGACAGUUACGCAGUUAUGAUUCCCCUGACAGAGAAAGUACAAUCUCAUCCAAGAUGUCACUCAGUGCUGCUCCAUGAGUAAGAAGGGAGAGGGCUGAAGUGGAGUGGUGCUGGUGUAUCUCCCCAUUGCGCGCAUUGACUUGAACAUCACACCCACUGCUCUCUAGCAGCCCAGGGAACAGGAGCUUCAAACGUAGGAAACUGUGCCACAGAGCGGGUAACUACCAAACCAAAAGGCCAAUCUCUUUAUCAUCUGCAAAGUGAAUGCCCUGCUUUUCUGGAUCUCUUGUAUUAUGUCCCAUUUUUAAUAAUUUCUUUAAUAUCAAUGCAUUUAAAUUGUAUUAGGAUGAUUGGAUCUCAUGUAAUCACACUAUAUAUAUAUAUACUUUAAUGAAUUUUUAUGCUUUGCACUUAUAAUCUAGGCUCUCUAUAUGUUAGUGUGAAUGUCUAUUCUGCAAAAAUAA